UUUCAAAUUUGAGUCAAGCCCUUGCGAGUUGCGAAAGCUAGCCGUCGCCAACCCAACAACAAUAGCUCGCUUUCUGGUUGGAGGUAUGCUCUCCACGCCCCAUACACUCUUCUCAUGUCUGCGCAGCUUCAAAUCUGCUCAUCCGUCUCUCCUAAGCCAAGAAAUCGUCUUCCAGAUCAGACACAUUUCGAGUUUGAAGGUAAUUUGGCGCAAGGAUUACAGAUUGGACGAAGCAAUCGAAAACGACAAGCGGUACAAGCUAUGCGCGCGGGUUGUGAGGGAGGUUCUCAACGAACCAGGGCAGGUGAUUCCACUUCGAUAUCUAGAAAAACGACGACAGAGAUUGCGUCUCAAUGUGUCAGUCAAGAUGUUUAUGAGUUGCAAUCCAGGUUUGUUCGAAACUUACUAUGAUAGAAUCAAACCUAAAUCUGAACCCGUUUUGUUCUUACGCGCUAGCGAUCGACUUAGGGGGUUUCUUGAAGAAGAGAAGAGGAUUACGAUGGAAAACGAAGGGUUGAUCGUUUCGAAAUUGUGUAAGUUAUUGAUGAUAUCGAAGGAUAAAAUGCUUAGUGUUGAUAAAUUAGUGCAUGUUAAGAGGGAAUUCGGGUUUCCGAAUGAUUUUUUGGUCAACUUGGUGCCGAAGUACCCUGAAUAUUUUCAGAUUGUUGGGAGUCCGGGAGAGGGAAAAUCGUUUCUUCAAUUGGUUUCUCGAAACCCUGAUUUUGCGAAAUCAGUGAUUGAGAGAAGAGCUGAAGAUGAAUCCAUAUCAACCGGCAUUCGUAUUCGGCCUAAUUUCAACUACAAGCUUCCUCCUGGAUUCAUCUUAAGAAAGGAAAUGAGAGAAUGGGUUAGAGAUUGGUUAGAACUAGAUUACAUAUCGCCAUACGAAGACGUGUCCCAUUUGGCUCAAUCAUCGCCGGAGAUGGAGAAGAGAACAGUCGGAGUUUUUCACGAGCUGCUAUCACUUUCAUUGUUCAAGAGGAUUCCAGUGCCGACAUUGGGGAAAUUUAGUGAUGAGUACCGUUUUUCGAAUGCAUUUUCCAGUGUAUUCACCAGGCAUUCUGGGAUAUUCUAUUUGUCAUUGAAAGGUGGGAUUGAGAAUGCGAUGCUUCGAGAGGCAUACGAGGGUAGCCAGUUGAUUGAUCGUGACCCAUUGCUUGAAAUAAAAGAUAAGUUCGUGGAGUUGUUGGAACAAGGAUGGAGGGAGAGAGCUGAGCAGCGAAGGCAACGGGCAAAACAACUCAGGAAGGACAUGGACUUCAUGGCUGCAAGGACUGUUCACUUGAAGGGCUGAGUUUUGCGAUGAGGAUGACCUUUCCAGGAACGAUCGAACUCAACAAGAAUGUGAAGUUUAUUCACUCAUGAGGUUUAAUUCAACUCUUGUGUGCCACCUAACAAACUGGUCUCAAAAUGAAUGAGGCCAUAACAAAAUACCAACCAAACAGAACCUAAAA
Benincasa hispida (wax gourd) is the source of this 1454-nucleotide messenger RNA. Its product is annotated as Ubiquitin carboxyl-terminal hydrolase family protein. The record is from RefSeq and is a predicted model, not a curated record. Lineage: Eukaryota; Viridiplantae; Streptophyta; Magnoliopsida; Cucurbitales; Cucurbitaceae. Gene Ontology annotation, molecular function: RNA binding.